Messenger RNA from Contarinia nasturtii (swede midge), 1610 nucleotides. Its product is annotated as sentrin-specific protease 7-like. The coding region runs from base 151 to 1452 and encodes 433 amino acids. The transcript has 5 exons. The record is from RefSeq and is a predicted model, not a curated record. Gene Ontology annotation, cellular component: cytoplasm; nucleus. Gene Ontology annotation, biological process: protein desumoylation. Lineage: Eukaryota; Metazoa; Arthropoda; Insecta; Diptera; Cecidomyiidae. Gene Ontology annotation, molecular function: SUMO-specific endopeptidase activity.
CAUAACCUCAAACGCAAUGCAAUGGUGUACACAACGUUUGUUGUCAAACAAUAAAAAACUUUCUAACUGAAACGCAGUUGACAUCGUAACGAAACAUUACUCAAACAUAACGCAUUACUCUUAUAAUCGAAUUUAAAAAUAAAAGUAAAAAUGGAUGUUGAAUUUGCGCCGCAGUGCAUAUAUAUCGGAUCCAAUAAAGUCAAACCAAAAGGAAAUAUUCAAUUCACAACAAAAGAAAUCCGAAUGGUUCUACAAGACUCGACCACCAAAUCGAUCGAAAGCAUUCAAAUACCUAUUAAUUUCGUCGUCAAAUGCAUCUAUCACAUGGAAAUCAAAAUAAUAUUAAUGAUUUACGUUCGUCCAACUUAUGGCCAAAUGGUUUGCGAACGAAUGCACAUAAAACCAGCCACACAUUCCGAAAAUCCGUAUAACAAUGUGCUUAUUAUGGAAACUGAAUCAUCUGAUGCUGUUUGUAAAGCAAUCAAAGAACUAUUUUAUUUUUGCGAUGAGAUUUCACAUGAUGAGAUUGAAAAGAUGACAAAUAAGAUAAAAUCGCGCAAACGUAAAAUAAGUGAUCGUGACCCGGACAAUUGUCUUCAAUAUCCACCAACUGGUAGUGGACGACUUUCAAUAUAUGUCAAUGACUAUGCAUCUUUGGCAUGCGAUGAAUAUUUGAAUGACAAUAUUGUCAACUAUUACAUUCGAUAUUUAACGUGUGAAGUUUUGACCGAUGAACAGAAAAAAGUCACACACAUUUUUGAUUCAUUUUUUUAUCAAGUGCUAACGAACACACCGUCCACCGAUCGGAAGAAUUCGAAAAAAGAAAAACUUGCACGCCUUGACAGAUGGACCAAAAAUAUAAACAUCUUUGAUAUGGAUUUUAUCGUCGUGCCAAUUAAUCAGAGUAAACAUUGGUAUUUGGCAAUUAUAUGCUUUGCCGGACUCGGGGAAGCAAAUGCAAAAUCGACUGUCAAAUAUGGUAAACGUCGAAAGACGUCCAAUGGUGGCACUGAAAGCGAUACGGAUGAAUCAUCAACAGAAAUCGUCAAAAAGCCAUGCAUUUUGAUAUUUGACUCAUUAUCGGGUGGACGAUACAAGGAGACCACAGUACUUCGCGAGUUCCUGAAUUUAGAAUAUAAGAAGAAGGUCAAUAGUGAUGGCACAUUUAAAUUUGAUUCUAUCAAUAUACCUGGUCACGUCGUUAAAGUUCCACGUCAAGAAAAUACAUCGGAUUGUGGACUUUUCAUGUUACAUUACAUUGAACAAUUUUUCACGACUUCUGCAAUCAAGAAAUUCGAGUUUCCAAUAAAAAAUUUGGAAAAUUGGUUUGAACCUUCAGCGGCAGCACGAAAGCGUCGCGAUAUUGCUGAUCUCAUUAAACGCCAUAUGAGUGACGAUAUUGAAAACAGUUUUUCGAUGAUUAACUUACCGGACAUUCAAUUGCCCUCAUAAGAUGAUAAUCCAAUCCCAUCACAUACUUUUGAUCAUCGAUUUAUUUUAUACUAAUAUUAAACUAUUUAUUAUUAAGUGAUUUUUUCUUCUUCAAAUUUUACUUUGAUUGAAGCGGUGUGAUAAACGGAAUAAAAUUGAACAACUUGUUUUUUCUAUAA